AUGUCAGGUGUUGUGCCCACAGCUCCUGAACAACAAGCCCGUGAAAUGAAAACAGAGUCGCAAGAGCCAAAGUCUGAUGCUCCUCCAGACUACACUCCCCAGGUUGUUCCAGAGCCCCCUGGACCAGUUGGAAACUAUCCACCUGCAAACUACCCAGGAGGCUUGCCUAUGGCUUACUACAGUCCACAACAACCCAAUGUCUUCCCUAUGUACCAGCCAACUGGUCAUACCCAAGCAAUUCAGUAUCAGCCUGGCAAACAACCUAUGCAGUAUCCUAUGCAGUAUCAGCCUGCUCUAAUAAACUGGAUGCCAGUGCCAGCACCUAUGCUGAACUGCCCACCUGGUCUGGAAUGUUUAGCUCAGCUGGACAAUAUACAUGUUCAUCAGCAUCUGGAGCCUUUGCAAAUGGUUACAGGCUUCGAAACUAAUAAUAGAUAUGAUGUUAAAAACAAAUGGGACCAGAUGGUUUACCUUGUGAACGAAGAUACAGAUGACUUCACCAGGAAUGCUUACCGGUCACUGAGGCCCUUCGUCCUCCGGGUCGUUGACAGCAUGGGCCGAGAAAUAAUGAGAAUGCAGAGACCUUUCAAAUGUAGCUGCUGUUGCUUCUGUUGUCCCUCAGCCAGGCAAGAGCUGGAGGUACAGUGCCCUCCUGGAGUACCCAUUGGCUAUGUUGCAGAACACUGGAACUUGUGCAGGGCAGUUUACAGCAUUCAAAAUGAGAAGAAAGAGAGCGUGAUGAGUGUGUAUGGGCCGUGCUCAACCUAUGGCUGUGGCUCAGAUUCUGUUUUUGAGAUUAAUUCCCUCGAUGGUACCCAUAACAUUGGUAAUAUUAUCAGGAAGUGGAAUGGUUUGCUAUCAGCAAUGGGACAAGCUGACCACUUUGACAUUCAAUUUCCAUUAGACCUGGACGUAAAGAUGAAAGCCAUGAUCUUUGGAGCGUGCUUCCUCAUUGACUUCAUGUAUUUUGAAAGUUCACCACCACAAAAUACACACCAUUAG
Molecule: messenger RNA, 1002 nt
Organism: Elephantulus edwardii (Cape elephant shrew)
Lineage: Eukaryota; Metazoa; Chordata; Mammalia; Macroscelidea; Macroscelididae
Gene: PLSCR4
Product: phospholipid scramblase 4
Exons: 8
Coding region: 1-1002 (333 amino acids)
Biological process (GO): plasma membrane phospholipid scrambling
Cellular component (GO): plasma membrane
Molecular function (GO): phospholipid scramblase activity
Source: RefSeq, a predicted model, not a curated record